AUGUCUGACAACGCUACCGACGAUUAUUCCUAUGAUUAUGAAUAUCUUUUCAAGAUUGUGUUAAUUGGUGAUUCAGGUGUUGGUAAGUCUAACUUGUUAUCCCGUUUCACCAGAAAUGAAUUUAAUAUAGAAUCUAGAUCGACUAUUGGUGUCGAGUUUGCUACCAGAACCGUGGAAAUUGAUGGCAAAAGGGUUAAGGCCCAAAUUUGGGAUACCGCUGGGCAAGAAAGAUACAGAGCUAUUACCAGUGCUUACUACAGAGGUGCUGUCGGUGCUCUUGUAGUUUACGACAUUUCCAAAUCUGAAAGUUAUGAGAGUGUUAGUAGAUGGUUGAAAGAAUUGAAAGAACAUGCUGAUGCCAACAUCAUCAUUGAAUUGGUGGGUAACAAAUCUGAUUUGGAUCAUCUUAGAGCCGUACCAACUGAUGAGGCUAAACAUUUUGCAGCAGAAAACCAGUUAUUGUUCACUGAGGCAUCCGCUUUGAAUGCUGAAAAUGUUGAUCUUUCAUUCCAUCAAUUAUUGAAGAGUAUUUAUGAGAUGGUCAGUAAACAUCAAUUUGAUAUGAACGAUUACAGUGGCCCAAAGCCAAGUGGUGGCCCAACCAUCAGUUUGACUCCAAACCCACAAGAUAGCAAACCUGCCAAAGCCAACAACUGUUGUUAA
Messenger RNA from Saccharomycopsis crataegensis, 663 nucleotides. RefSeq names its product Rab family GTPase YPT31 (gene YPT31). The record is from RefSeq and is a predicted model, not a curated record. Gene Ontology annotation, cellular component: Golgi apparatus; recycling endosome. Lineage: Eukaryota; Fungi; Ascomycota; Saccharomycetes; Ascoideales; Saccharomycopsidaceae. Gene Ontology annotation, biological process: exocytosis. The transcript has 2 exons. Gene Ontology annotation, molecular function: GTP binding; GTPase activity. Bases 1 to 663 code for a protein of 220 amino acids.